Helobdella robusta is the source of this 402-nucleotide messenger RNA. RefSeq lists its product as hypothetical. The transcript has 2 exons. Lineage: Eukaryota; Metazoa; Annelida; Clitellata; Rhynchobdellida; Glossiphoniidae. Gene Ontology annotation, cellular component: cytoplasm. The annotation marks the transcript as partial. Gene Ontology annotation, biological process: protein dephosphorylation. Gene Ontology annotation, molecular function: protein tyrosine/serine/threonine phosphatase activity. The record is from RefSeq and is a predicted model, not a curated record.
AUGACUGAAUUGGCCGAUGGUUUGUUCAUGGGCAACCAAAAGCAUGCAGAUGAUCACGACUUGUUGAAAAGAUAUCGCAUAACGCACGUUGUAAACUGCGCGGGAAACAGCAAGUUAGCAAUCACCAACCCCAGUUAUCCAUUUUUUAAGCAGCAGUCCAAAGACAAUUACAACAUAUCUGCACAUUUCAUGCGAGCCAUAGAAUUUUUAGAUCAAUCCGAGAAAGAAGGAGGAAGAGCCCUGGUUCACUGCAACCUGGGUGUCAACAGGAGUGGAGCAAUUGUUGCUGCCUUCCUCAUGAAUCGCUACAAAAUGAAUCUUCUCAGAACAAUUGAUUAUUUGAAGAGAAAAAGAACGGUAGUGUUAAGUAAUCGAGGGUUUAGAAAACAGUUAGUAAAAUUU